This is a messenger RNA of Verticillium alfalfae VaMs.102, 1435 nucleotides long. RefSeq names its product DNA polymerase kappa. Bases 156 to 1379 code for a protein of 407 amino acids. The transcript has a single exon. NCBI's taxonomy places the organism in Eukaryota, Fungi, Ascomycota, Sordariomycetes, Glomerellales, Plectosphaerellaceae. The record is from RefSeq and is a predicted model, not a curated record. Gene Ontology annotation, cellular component: nucleus. Gene Ontology annotation, biological process: error-prone translesion synthesis. Gene Ontology annotation, molecular function: damaged DNA binding; DNA-directed DNA polymerase activity.
AAUUUUGAUAAGUACAUUGCCAAGGCUCAAGAAGUCCGCGAGAUUAUUGCCCACUACGACCCGCGAUUCGAAAGUGCUAGCAUCGACGAGGCGUAUCUCAAUAUCACGGAGUAUUGCAGCCCAAAGCCAUUAGCCCCGAAGAUGCCGUCCAGCAAAUGCGACGCGAGAUCCAUGAGAAGACGAAGAUUACAGUCUCCGCUGGCAUUGCUGCCAAUGCAAAGCUCGCCAAGAUUUGCUCCAACAUGAACAAGCCGAACGGGCAGUAUCUGCUGCCGAGCGACCGGGCGUCCAUCAUGAAAUUCAUGGGCAGCCUUCCCCCACGGAAGGUAAAUGGCGUUGGCCGGGUCCUCGAGCGCCAGCUGACGGAGAUCGGCGUAACAACCUGUGGCGAGAUUUACGAGUACCGACAAUAUCUCAAUCAAUUGUUUGGCCAAAAAGCGUUUGAAUUUCUGAUCCACUGCUAUCUCGGCCUGGGGCGUACCAAGAUCCAGCCGGCAGAAGAGUACGAGCGCAAGAGUGUAGGCACAGAAAGCACGUUUCACGAUAUGUCAGAUCCAACACAACUCACGGAGAAGCUGAGAUGGACGGCCGACGAGUUGGAAAAGGAUAUGAAGAGAGCCGAGGUCAAAGGCCGUACUCUGGUGCUGAAAAUCAAGCUCCACACAUAUGAAGUUUUCACAAGGCAGGUCGUCACGCAGAAAUCCAUUUGCCUCGCAGAUGACCUCUUCAACCACUCUCUGCCUAUUCUCACCAAGCUGCAGCAGGAGAUACCCGAUAUGAAGCUCCGCCUCAUGGGCCUGCGGAUGACGCACCUGGUGAGCACGAAAAAGCCCGAUACAAUGGCGUUCUUCGGCUUUCGAUCACGGAAGGACAAUGCUGCAACAGGAUCUCCGAGCAAGUCUGACGCGGAUGGCGAGAAACUCAAUACUCAAGGGGUGACGGACGACGAUGGCUGGGAACAGUGGCCGGAGGAAGAGCUUUUCCAGCUCGAUGAGGAGCUACAAGAGCAGGCGAACACUGCCGCAGAGGAAGUCGAGGACAGCGUGUCAAGUCCCUUUCGACGUCACGGCAAGGAGAUUCUUCCAAACCCAAUCGACGAGGAUGCUCCCGUCAGUGAUGCCGAACUCUGGGACUGUCCCAUUUGCGGCCGUCCACAGGCGCCCGACGAGAGGACGUUCAAUGAGCACAUUGACCUGUGUCUGUCUCGGCAGACCAUUCGGGAGGCAGUUCAGGAGGAUGUCGCUCCACUAGCGGCCGCUUGCAUCAGGUCAAGCACCCCUGAACCUAAAAGGACAAAGCUGGGGAAUGACAGGAAGCGGGGAAGGCCGUCGAGUGCGAAUGCUGACCCUCGACAGAAGAAGCUCUGUUUUGGAUCAUAGAGUGAUUGGCAAAGAUAGGUUUCGAGUUGACGAAUGAUACCCAUGUUGGAUGAUAG